Molecule: messenger RNA, 273 nt
Organism: Hyaloperonospora brassicae
Lineage: Eukaryota; Oomycota; Peronosporomycetes; Peronosporales; Peronosporaceae
Source: the annotation of a GenBank genome assembly
AUGCUGGCCACGACCCUCCGCCGUUCCAAGCGAUCGCUUACGCACUUGCAGAGCCCGCGUCGCCACGGCGGCUCCCUCUCGAAGAACAAGCACAUUGAGAACUGGAACAACUGGCGCGGAGACUCGGAGAAGCGAUUCCAGUUCAACCGCCAGUUCUUCACGUCGCUCGUGGGUUGGGGCGUUGUGCCCUUUACGCUCUACUACGUCCUGAGCUCUAGCGAACGCCGUAAGCGGGAUUCGCACAGUGGCGGUCAGGAGAUGCUUCGUCAGUAA